AUGGCUGGUAUUGAAAGUACUGCAAGAGUUGAAGGUUAUAAUUGGAUUAUAAAGCAACAAUUAAAAGCUAAUAGUACCUUAUACAGAAAUAUCUCAAUGUUUGCAAAUAUAAUUGAACUCAAUAACGAAGAAUUAAAUUGUAAGCAGGCUAUGAUCGAAGAAAUAGGACAAGAAGAAGUGUUAGAAAUAUGGAAAGUUGUAGAUAUACGAAGUGAAAGAAAAAAUCAUGUACAUUUCAUUAUUAUUAUCAAUGCAAUAUCCUACCUGUGUUCUUGUCUCAAGUCUAUUUCAAAGGGAAUAAUAUGUCGUCACUAUUUUCGUGUUAUGAUGAAUUCCAAAAUCGCAGCAUUUCAUAUCAGCAUGAUACCUCAGAAAUGGUAUAAGGAUAUUUACCAAGAUAAGACAAACCUGCAAGAAAAAGCUGUUCAUAAAAGAAAUUUAUAUGGUCGUGUAUGGGGAUUAGCACGAACAGCCACUUUACUUGCAGUUGAGCAAGAAGAUGAUGAAAUAACUCUUAUUCUUCAAGAUUAUAUUAGAAGAAAAUCCAAUCGAAAUACACCUAAAAGACUUUCAACAAUAAUUAAUGAAAGAUCCACUAUUGAUGAAGUAUCUGAUAAUCCCUAAGAAAUUCAAAAAAACUAUAAUAAUACUAAUUCUAGAAUAGAGUAGUACAGUCAACUCUCUUUAUAGUCACACAUUUGGGACAGUCCAUAUUUGGUGAUUAUAAAGAGAUGUGACUAUAUAAAAAAUUUCUUAUAUUUGUAUAUCAUAAUUCUGGCCAAAAAUUAACAUAAUUUUAGUCAGAAUUAUACUUAAAACUUUAUUGUAUCAUAACUUCGCCAAUAUUAAUCGUAGAGAGAUGAUCUUACCGCCAUUUGAUUCGUCUUGAUGAGACGGUUCUAAUGGUAUAAAAUACGUCGAAAUACAAUCACUAGAUUAAUUUCCGAAAUUAAAAAAAUAUUAAUGGUUUUUGUGUAAUAACUCUGCCAAUAUUGAUCCUAGAUAGUCGAUCUUACUACCAUUCGAUUCGUCUUGAUGAGACGAAUCUAAUGGUAUAAGAUACAUCGAAAUUCAAUCACUAGAUUAAUUU
Messenger RNA from Rhizophagus irregularis DAOM 181602=DAOM 197198, 1090 nucleotides. RefSeq lists its product as uncharacterized. Gene Ontology annotation, molecular function: zinc ion binding. Lineage: Eukaryota; Fungi; Glomeromycota; Glomeromycetes; Glomerales; Glomeraceae. The record is from RefSeq and is a predicted model, not a curated record.